Molecule: messenger RNA, 1665 nt
Organism: Bradysia coprophila
Lineage: Eukaryota; Metazoa; Arthropoda; Insecta; Diptera; Sciaridae
Source: RefSeq, a predicted model, not a curated record
GUUUGAACCGUCAACAGCUUGGUAAAUUUGUUUAUGUUUUUUUUUUGUUAUCUCGAGUGUUAAUUUGUUUCGACGCACGCAAAAUGAACGAUAAAAUCUUUUGCACGAAAACUGGAUUCGCCGUCAAAACUCUGCUCGUCAAUUCUUUAUCGAGACACCUUGGUGGUGAUCAUCUCUUUGACUACUUUUCUAGAUUCGGUCCGGUCCGGAGUGUACGGAUUCAUGUCCAUGCCUCCAAUACGUUUGGAUUUAUAAGAUUUGAAGGAUUCGAAGCAGCCGCAAAAGCAUUGAAAAUGAAACACCAUGCGAUUGAUGAUCGUAUGAUUGAAGUUGAAAUAGCAGACGAUUGUCAUCAAGACGAACCAAGGAACGACGAAUUGCCGAUAGAAUUAACCAAUGCCACUGGUACAGAGUUCAUGGAUCUCAACGAUGACUGCCUUCGUGAAGUAUUAGCUCGAUUGAGACCAAUAGGUUUAUGUUCGUUACGGGAACUGUCGGAGACAAAUAGAAACGUUCGAUUGGAAGCGAUCACCAACGAAAUAUUUACACGAAAAUUCAAACGCCUUAGGAAUGAUGUGGAGACUUCAGAAGAUAAUUUAGAGCGAGUUUUAGCCAAGUUUGGAUCGUCAAUACUACACUUUCUGACGGACGGGUUUGAUGAUGAUGACACCGUUUCCAUUCGCAAAUUUAGAUCGAUAAUUGAACGUUGCAGCGGUUGCAGCGGAACGUUAAAAACGCUCAGACUUAGAAAUUAUAAAUUCGGUGAAAACGAUAUCAAGGCCAUGAAAUCGUUGUUCGGUAAUCUGGAAGGACUUGAUAUUUUCAGGUGCCAUUUUGAAGGUGAUGCGAUGGACUUAUUUGCCAGCUGUCAGUCAUUGGGUUUUUAUUUGUUUAUGAAUUAGUAGGAGCCAAGGAAGCAAUAUUCCAACACACGUACCCUUGCUUAACGCGCUUCGUGUAUGGAGAUUUGAGCGAGAGCCUUAAUUACAAUUUGGAAGAUUUUAUUUCGCGUCACAAGAAACUGAAAUUGAUUCAUUUGUUAAGCCUGGACGACCACUCACCUCUGCUGCCCAUAAUAGCCGAAAACUGUACGAAUCUAAGCACGUUGGCGGUCUGCACCAAUGGUGACGAAAAUCCUCUCCAAUACGAAACUUCUGUCAAGAGUAUCUCGGCACUGACGAACUUAAAAAAACUCAUCAUUCGUGAUGAUCCGAAUGCGUUGGAACUCGUUCGACAGUUAAAUCAUUUGCAGUUAUUGAGAGACCUCAAACUGGAAAAGGUUCGUUGUGCACCGGGUAUCGUAACGGCUUUAUCACAACUAAAAAUGCUGGAAUGUCUUCACAUUUAUAAGUGUUACGAAUUCACAGAUGUUAAUCCACUGGCAGAAUUGUAUCGAUUGAAAAGAUUGUACAUAACAUCGAAGGAAGUCGUUACCGUCGACCUAACCUACAUGGUCAGCCGUCUAGCCGAUUUGGAAAAAUUUGUACUAAAGUUAAAGCAAAGUUUUACGAUCGACGACAACAUGCAUUCCACAAUUGUCGACGUUCGAUCAAAAUCGGGCAGUGCCAAACGUACCCUUAGAAUUAUAUGCAAUAACAUUAAAACUAGCUUUCGCUCAUAGUCGGUGAUCUCUGUAGAACGUAGUCUCUCUAAUAGCUCCUUUCA